AUAGUAAUGAAUCAGACGAAUUAAAAAAGAUCAAAGUCAAGAACCUAGCAGUGACAAAUGAUAAAACUAUUGAAAAUAAUCUUGAUGAUGGUGCUAAAAAGAAGAAGAAUAAAGAAAUGGCUCAUGACAAAG
Racocetra persica is the source of this 132-nucleotide messenger RNA. The record is from the annotation of a GenBank genome assembly. Lineage: Eukaryota; Fungi; Glomeromycota; Glomeromycetes; Diversisporales; Gigasporaceae.